Messenger RNA from Peromyscus eremicus (cactus mouse), 2271 nucleotides. It is a transcript of the gene Cipc, whose product is annotated as CLOCK interacting pacemaker. Gene Ontology annotation, cellular component: nucleus. The record is from RefSeq and is a predicted model, not a curated record. Gene Ontology annotation, biological process: negative regulation of circadian rhythm; negative regulation of DNA-templated transcription. Lineage: Eukaryota; Metazoa; Chordata; Mammalia; Rodentia; Cricetidae. Bases 163 to 1365 code for a protein of 400 amino acids. The transcript is spliced from 4 exons.
AUAGCUAAAGAGACCCGGCGAAUACCAGGUUGUCAUGGAGUCGUGGGGCCCGGCUCGCGCAUGCGCCAGCUGACCCGCCGGGCUGGUGGCGGAGCGGCGACCCUGGCCCUAGAGCAAUCCACAUGCAAAGACUGUCUGUGACCCAGCUUCCAGCCCGCUAACAUGGAGAGGAAAAUGCCAUCCAGAGAGAGCCCUCGAAGACUCUCUGCCAAGCCCGGCCGAGGCACAGAGAAUAAAAGAGUCGCUCGGCCGCUCGGUGUGGUGGCUGCCGACUCAGACAAGGACUCCGGCUUUUCAGAUGGGAGCUCAGAAUGCUUGAGCUCUGCAGAGCAGAUGGAGUCAGAGGACGUGCUGAGUGCCUUGGGCUGGAGCCGAGAGGACAGGCCGAGGCCAAGCUCCAAAGCUGCAAACAGUGCCUUCCCUGCACUGUCCCCUAUGGUGGUCAUGAAGAAUGUGCUGGUCAAGCAGGGCGGCAGCAGUUCUUCCCAGCUGCAGUCCUGGACUGUCCGGCCCUCCUUUGAGCUGAUCUCAGCACAGCCCCAGCUCUUUGUCCUUCAUCCUCCGGUGCCGUCUCCUGUGAGCCCGUGCCAGACUGGGGAGAAAAAGUCAGACUCUAGAAACUACUUGCCCAUUCUAAACUCUUACACCAAAAUAGCCCCCCACCCAGGCAAAAGGAGCCUUUCCCUCAGCUCAGAAGAAAGAGGAGCCGGUGGGCUACCGAAGAAAAUCUGCACCCAGAGACUGGGGCCAGGCCUGUCUUCCAGCGAGCCAGCCAAGACUGGCCCCGUGCUUUCCGGUCCUUCCACCCCAGCCCCACCCAGCUCCAAACUCACCGAGGACUCGGCUCUGCAAGGAGUGCCCUCCCUGGGGGCUGGCGGGAGUCCGCAGACCCUUCAGCCCGUGUCCAGCAGUCAUGUGGCUAAAGCUCCCAGUCUGACCUUUGCCUCGCCUGCCAGUCCUGUGUGUGCGUCAGACAGCACUCUGCAUGGCUUGGAGAGCAGCUCCCCUCUCUCGCCCCUGUCAGCCAGUUACAGUUCACCGCUGUGGGCCGCCGAGCGCCUCUGCCACAGCCCAGACGUCUGUGCCGAGCAGAGGCAGAGCAAGCACAGGCGCUUCCAGAACACCUUAGUGGUCCUCCACAAGUCCGGCUUGCUGGAAAUCACUUUGAAAACCAAGGAGCUGAUUCGUCAAAACCAAGCAACCCAGGUGGAACUCGACCAGCUGAAGGAGCAAACCCGGAUGUUUAUAGAGGCCACCAAGAGCAGGGCACCUCAGGCGUGGGCCAAGUUGCAGGCAUCACUAACGUCUGGGUCCAGUCAUUCAGGCAGUGACCUAGAUGCAUUGUCUGAUCACCCAGACAUAUAGCACAGAGGCGUUUCUCAGUUAUUUGAGUGGUUCUUUUAACUCUUUUGCUAUUACUACCUACACUUGGUUUCCACAGCCUGUUUAAGAGCUUUUCUUUCUAAACUCACUCACAAAGCCACGUGCCAGCCCCUGGCUGCCGUCUUAAUCUGUGGUUUAUGCACAGGUUAAGUGCGUUUAUGUUCCUCUGAGGACCUCCAGUUGGAGUAUCUGUGAGUCCCUUUUCCUUAGCCUGCAGGAAAGAUGACUGUGUGGGUCUCUUCCAGCUUCCCACUCACUAUCCAUGAUCCAAGGUACAGUGCUAUGGAUGAGUGUACACUUGUCAAACCAAGGAGUAGGUGACCUAAAGAUCCUUCUUGGCCCUCCCUCAAGUAUCUUAGUCACAGAGAAAAAUAAGAGACUGUGUUUGUCUUCUACCGGGCAUCAUGCCAGUUGGGCGAAACCUAAAAUGCUUUGGGCACAGGUUGUGCCUGGGUGCAAGCAUUUCAUCACGUCAGGCUUGUGUCUUACACUUGAAAGUUAAAGGAGAAAGGGCAGAGCCAUCUGACUCACACUGAUUACACACUAGAUCUCACACAAGUGGGCAAAUACUUCAGAUUUUUAAAAUACAGACUUGGGUUUAGUACCAUCUGGAAUUGUAGCUGAUGAAUUGCUUUUUUGAUUAAAGGGUCAGAGAAGCCAACAUUUUUUGUCACUAGCUGGAAAGUUUUGUUAAUUCGUGCUUGAAAUAGCACAACCUGUCUUAUAUCUAAAAAGCCUGAGACAGGACUGCAAGAUGGCUCAGUGAGUACGUGCUUGCUGCCAAGCCAGAUGACCUGAAUUCGAUCCCUGAACCCACACAGUGGAAGGAGAGAACAGACACUGCAGUUUGUCCAUCCUGUGCACACACAUGCACACACACACACACAC